This is a messenger RNA of Mercurialis annua (annual mercury), 3397 nucleotides long. RefSeq names its product disease resistance protein RPM1. The record is from RefSeq and is a predicted model, not a curated record. Lineage: Eukaryota; Viridiplantae; Streptophyta; Magnoliopsida; Malpighiales; Euphorbiaceae. Gene Ontology annotation, molecular function: ADP binding. The transcript has 2 exons. Gene Ontology annotation, biological process: defense response to other organism. Bases 422 to 3166 code for a protein of 914 amino acids.
CCAUUCUAUCUAACUCUAGAAAAGAAAAGGAAAAUGCACAAGUAAACCAAGACAUUUCUUUUGUUGAUUUUUGCUGAUAAUUGGAGAGGGGGAGCUCUUGUGGGAACCCAGAUAUUUUAGUUUAAUGGAAACUUGUGGAUGGAUUAUACAUUAGUUUAAUGGAAACUUAUUAAUUGGUAUAAGUUGAUGUAGUCUUAUUUGGUGACCUAGAAGUUGUGUUUGUGGUAUAUUUGAAGCGGACCAAUCAUUUGUAAUCAGAACAAAGUCAAUGGUGGGACCAAUCAUUUGUAAUCAGAACAAAAAUCAAUGGUGCAUUAUUUAGUCGGGGACUUAAGACGCAUUUUGGACGUAGAUCUGCAGCAAAGAAGACAAGGCUACGAAAUUGAUACUGCAAGAGGAGAAAUAAGGGAAAAAAUUGAACAUGGCAGCAGUUCCUGCAGAUUUCUUGGUUAGCAAGAUAGUUUCUCUGGUUGAAAAUGAAGCAGAGUUGUUAGGAGGUGCUCGUGAUGAUCUUGAGGAGAUCAAGCGUGAGCUAUUGAGCAUGAGAUCAUUUCUAGAGGAUGCAGACAUGAAAAGACCUCAUAUGGAAGGAGAGAAAACAUGGGUGGCUAGUGUUAGAGACUUGGUCUAUGAUGUUGAAGACAUCAUUGAUGAGUUCAUGUACCUUAGGAACAAGCGAUUCGGUAGGCAUGAAUCAGCCAGAAAACUCUACAAGAUGAUUGGAUUCCCUAAAUAUCUAUGGGAAAAGCAUCAAAUUGCCUCCAGGCUGCAAAAGAUCAAAUCUCUGGUUAAGUCCAUACCGGAGAGAAGUCAACGAUAUGGUGUUUAUCACGUUGAAGGCUCAAGCUCGAGCAAUAACGAUAUAGGAACCCGCCAUGGAGAGUCAUCUUUGUUUAUCACAGAUGAUGAACUUGUGGGUAUUGAAGAUGAAAGGGAACUACUAGUUGGGUGGCUAACAAAUGGAGGACAGCAGCGAACAACUAUUUCAGUAGUUGGAAUGGGCGGCUCCGGGAAAACAACUCUAGUCGCAAAGGCUUACAAUUCUCAAGCUGUAAAGCACCAUUUUGAUUGCUAUGCUUGGAUUACUGUCUCGCAAGCUUAUGUUAUUGAGGAUCUGUUUAGAAGCUUGAUUAAGCAAUUUUACCAAGCUGCAAAAGAGGCAGUUCCGAUGGAGUUGAGUAGCAUGAACUAUCAACAGCUGGUGGAGAUGCUUGUGAACUACCUUGAGCCCAAGAGGUAUAUUGUAGUUUUGGAUGAUGUGUGGAAUUCAAACCUUUGGAAUCAAAUCAAAGUUUCACUUCCAAAUGGCCUGCUUGGAAGUAGAGUGGUGCUUACAACUAGAAAUGGAAGUGUAGCCUCUCUUUUCUUCGAAGUUGGAAGCUGUGUCCACCAUAUCCAACCGCUUCCAGAAAAAGAAGCAUGGGCUCUGUUUUGCAUGAAAGCUUUCUCUAGGAAUAGCAACAAUUGUCCCUCAGAGCUUGAAAUCUUAGGCAAGAAAAUUGUGGCAAAAUGUCAAGGCCUACCUCUUGCAAUUGUGUCAUUGGGUGGUCUGUUGUCAGCUAGAAGGUCGGAAUCAGAAUGGAAGAUGGUUUGUAAUAGUAUAAUUUGGGAGCUGCAUAACAAUCAAAUGCUUCAAGCAGUAAAAAGCAUCUUGCUACUGAGCUACAAUGAUUUGCCAUACAGACUGAAGCGUUGCUUUCUGUAUUGUGGUUUAUUCCCUGAAGACUACGAAAUUAAGAGAAAGAGAGUUACGAGGUUAUGGAUGGCAGAAGGGUUUGUUGAGCAAGUGAGAGGGAUAGCGCCAGAAGAGGUUGCAGAGGGAUACCUCUUGGAGCUCAUCCGCCGAAGUAUGCUUCAAUCUGUAGAGAAGAACUCGUCUGGACUUCCCAAGGCGUGCAAGAUGCAUGAUCUGCUAAGAGAAGUUGCUCUUUCAAUAUCAGAAGAAGAGAAAUUUUUCUGUGUAUAUGAUGAACAAAAGGAAGGGGCAAGAGAAGAUGGCAUAGCGCGACGUCUGUCAGUUCAAGCUAUUGAGAAAGAAGCUAAAUCCUUUAGAGGUAAGUCUCAGCUUCGUUCCUUAUUUUUGUUUGUUACUGAUGUGGUGAAUCCAUAUAGUUUAGCAUCUGGGUUUAAGCUUCUGAGAGUGUUGGACUUGGAAGAUUGUCCAGUUGAAAACCUACCUGAUGACAUAGUUUCUUUGUUUAAUUUGAGAUACUUAAACCUGAAAAGAACUCUGCUUAAGGAGCUUCCGAAAUCCAUUGGAAGGUUGCAAAACCUUGAAACCUUAAACAUUGAUGACACCAACAUUGAGGCUCUUCCAAAAGGGAUUGUGAAGUUGCAGAAAUUACGCUAUCUGUUAGCCCGCCGGUUAAAGCCUGAACUGUAUAAUGAUUUCAACUAUGUAUCUGGCGUACAGGUGCCUUCAAACUUAGCUUGUUUUAAGAACUUGCAAGUCCUCGGCUGUGUGGAAUCAAACAAAGAGAUAAUGAUACAAGUGAAAAGUAUGACCCAGCUUGUGAGACUUGAUCUUUGCAACGUUCACGAGUCAUAUGAGACAGACUUGUGCUUUGCAAUCCAAAAUAUGCAACUCCUUGGCCGCUUAUUUGUAAUGGCAAGUAGCAAUCAGGUCCUUCGGAUGGACGCACUGAAAAAAGCUCCACCGAGCCUUAGGAGGCUAACUUUGGUCGGGAAGCUGGAGAAGAUCCCGCAGUGGUUUCACACACUUGAGAACCUGAGAGUCUUGUAUUUGCAUUGGUCGAGUCUGUCCAAAAAUCCGACCGCAGAUCUCUCAACACUUCCUAAUUUGAGAUGCCUAACUCUUGUCAAAGCCUACGAGGGAAAUUUUUUGCAUUUUUUUCACGGCUUUAAAAACCUUGAAAUUCUCGAGCUACUCAAUUUUCCUUAUCUUACUGCUAUAAAGUUUGCUGAGGGAGUCAUGCCGCAUCUCAAAGAACUAAGCAUUGGCAAUUGCGAUAAGUUGAUGAUGAUUCCUCGCGAUAUUGUUCAUCUUACUAACCUUCAACAACUGACAUUGGUGAAUAUUCCAAAUCAAGUAACUCAACGUAUUCGUGCGCCAUAUGGUGUAGAUUGUGCAAGUUUCCGCCACAUUCCCAAGAUAAAUCAUGUCAACUUUACAUCUUCAGGAUGGUCUCAGCAAAGCUUGUCCUAAUUCAUAAUCUCGUCUUUCUUUUGGUUGUGACAGGAAAGAAUGACAUCUUCAACAGUUACUAUAUAUACUGUGUGUUUAUGUUGCCUGUACAUUGCAGAUGGUAAUAUAAAAAUAAAGGUGUCUUCAGUCUUCUUCAUCAGAAUUCCUUCUUGUUAGCAUCUGCUUAUUUGAGCUUGUUGAAGUAGAUACUAAAUAUUUGUUUUAGUUGAAAAUAUGUCCAGUUUGCUCCAA